AUGCCUGCAGUUUCGAAGCUUGUACCAGACCAGACUGUAUUCUUCCUCUGCGACGUGCAAACACGUUUCAAAAAUCUCAUAUUCGGUAUUGAUGAGCUAGUGUUGACAAUCAACAAGAUGCUCAAGGUCGCCAAGGUGGUGGAUAUCCCUGUGGUUGUCACGGAACAGAACCCCAAAGGCCUCGGAAGCACCAUCCCGGACAUCGAUUUACCUUCCCUAGGGCCCCUUCUUGUCGCUACUGUCGAGAAAGGGCUCUUCUUCAUGAUGACGCCGGAAGUGAAGGCCAUACCUCAUGAACUCCCACAGAUAAGAUCUGUGGUACUCUCUGGCAUCGAGUCACAAGUUUGCGUAUUACAAUCUGCUCUAGAUUUCAUCGAGGCGGGAUAUAAUGUCCACGUGAUAGCAGAUGGUGUCUCUAGCUCUAAUAAAGAAGAGAUUCCAUUGGCGCGGAUUCGACAGAGUGGUGGAUACAUCAAUACGAGCGAGAGUGCGGCUUUUCAAUUGCAACGGAAUGCUAGUGUUCCCGGGUUCAAAUCGUUCUCAAACGUUAUGAAGGAAGAGAAGGAUCACACGGUGAGAACGUGGCAGAAGCUGCUACAACACCGCGCUGUCUUGUAG
This is a messenger RNA of Suillus discolor, 618 nucleotides long. RefSeq names its product Isochorismatase-like protein. Bases 1 to 618 code for a protein of 205 amino acids. The transcript has 6 exons. The record is from RefSeq and is a predicted model, not a curated record. NCBI's taxonomy places the organism in Eukaryota, Fungi, Basidiomycota, Agaricomycetes, Boletales, Suillaceae.